AUGACUGAGCCUGUCGAAGUCAGAGAUUCCGCUCAGUCCAAGCCAAUGCAAUCCCAGAACGACCUUGGCGAGGAAGUUGGUACACAUCCGACACCUGGUAACACUACUAUCUCUCCUACAUCAGGAUCAGCUCGCAAAUAUCUGACCUUGGGGCCUUUGAAGAAACUCGAUCUGCCUCAUCAUCCGUCGUAUGAUAAUGCUAGUUCAGAUCAUCAUGUCACUUUAGCCCAGUUCCUCGACAAUAUUCUCAACGAGGUACAAAGAAUCAACUUUGACGAAGGGUUCGAGAAGCGUGGAACCUGGAGCCCCGACAAUGGACAUGUGAUGAUGCCGCCACUGAAUGCUACAGGGAGCAGCGAUAUGGUUCCAGUCCCAGUCUCGGUCGAGAAGCGCAUCAAAUGCUUGAAUCAAGCCAGUUGGAUGGCUAGAACCUCUACCCACAGCAACGAUCAUGUCAAAUUCUCCGAGUUGGGCGAUCUUUUGGCGAAAGAUCACAGCCGCAACGAAGCUGCAUAUACCCCGAGUGUUUUCGAUGCUGUUGAGCUAUUGAGGUGGGAUCCUGAAGAAGCGUUGAGAGCACUUCCAAUUGAUUAUGCAUCAUUUGGCGAUGUCAAGAUCAUGCAAGAGAGGAGUCGGAUGGAAACGAAAGGAUCUUCGCAACUCUACCGGUUUCCGUCGGACACAGGGUCAGGCGCAACACCUGACGCGAACCAGAAGCAGCGACAGGGAAAGAAGCUGACAGAAGGAACCUACGUCUCGUUGGAGAGACUGAUUGGCGCAUCGAAAACACGUGUCGAUGGGGAUGCUGCGCAGCAAGCAGAGUCGCCCGAUAGCGACCGUCAUCGUUGGGAUAUGAUGACUUUGAGCACGGCGGGGGGCAUGACGAAAAAGGCACCAAAGGGUAUCCAGCAGAAGGAAACAUUGGAGGCCAUCGCGAUGGACAACUACGGGCAAGCACCAGGAUACCAGCGGCCAGGCAGCACGACGGGCUUCACAGGCCAGCAGGGCGCCCCUCCACCAGUCCCGCCACCGCCGCCUGGAUAUGGAGCUUCCCAGGGAUACCAAACGUCCGCUCCCCCAGCCCACGGUCAAUGGGCUGCGCCCACGCCGACACACACAUCGAAUCCAUGGAAUCAAUCGCAACAGCAGGUAGCCGCAGGAUAUAAUCCGGGCACGUAUGGCACCAUGCCAGGGGCGCAGCAUCAGUCAUACCCUCCUCAGCAACAAGAGCAACCUCCCCCACCUCCACCCAAACCCUACGGCUUCGCAGCGGCGGUCCAACGGCACGAACAACAACAACAGCAGCAGCAGCAGCAGCAGCAGCAGAACUGGUCACAGCAAUCGCAACCAGGCAACGGCUUUGCACCUCAUACGCAGCAGGGAGGAUAUCCGGUGCAAGCAACACCACAACAGCCAUAUCACCACGCAGCCCCUCCCCCGCCUUCAACCACUCCGGGCGCAACAUACUUCCAGUCUUCGCAGGGAGGGAGACCCAGCUCCAUUUAUGGGGCAGGCCAUGUCAGCUCAUACCCACCAGUAGGGUCACAGCAACCUACUGCAAUUGACAACCAGAGCGCGCAGCAGCCGGCAUACACACAACAAGCUGCACAACCGUACACGUCUUCAAAUUCGAAUCCAACACCCGGUGCAUACGUUUCUCCCCCGCCAGAAGCUCCUUCGUGGCAGCAGGCACAGCAUGCGCCGCCUCAAGGCGGCAUGAACACUUUCACCCAUGCUACACCACAUGCAGACACACCUACCUAUGCACAGGAGCAUCAGAAUAUACAGCAGCAGCCACCGCCUUUGCCUCCACGGCAUGGCCAACAGGCUGUCCCUCCCCAGAACCAUCACCAACCUCAUUAUGAUCAUUCAACGCCCGUCCAAUACAAUCCGCAAUCGCAGAUACCCAAUCAGUACCAGCAGUCGUCAGGUCAAUUCCCAUCACCGCAGCAGCAUCAUUAUCAGCAACCAUCGGUUGGACAGCCCUCAUAUCCCCAAGCACCGUCGCAACAACCACCCGCACCGACGGUCUAUGGACAAUCUGUGUACGACCAACAAGGACAGCCUUCUCCACAACAAUUUCGCCCUCAGGACUCAUGGCAGUCUGCAUCUCCAGCUCCCGAGCCUAGCUAUGAAUAUAAUCGACCGCAGGCAUACGAGUCUCAGCUACCACCCUCGCAACCAGGGUACCAAGCGCAAGAACCAGCUCCACCGCAGCAGUAUUCCCAGAUCUCGUACCAGGAGGGCCAAGAAACAAAGCCACACAAUCGAAUCGAUACUGCUGGGUCGAACUUCUACCAUCAACCAAGCCCGCAGAGUCAGCCUGUGUCUCCGAUAUCGAAUCGGCCUAGUGUGAGCUCUGCCUCUGGCUACCAUCCUAUCUCUGGGCGCACCGACUCGGUGAGUUCGAUAGCUUUGGCCAACCUCUACGCACAACGCGCAGACAAUAAGACAUCUUCACCAAAACCGCCAGAGUCGAGACUACCCGCGUCACCUCCACCCAGAGAUGACAAGUCCAAGUUUAGUGUUCUGGCUGCCGGUGCACCUUCUGAUUGGGAACACCUAGGUGGCAGUGAGGAGAUUGACGAUGAAGAGCUCUUUGGUGCAAAGAAAGAAGAUAAGAAAAGCGACAGUACUCAACCGGAAAGCAUUGAGCUGCCCGCUUACGUUCCGCCUCCCCCAUCGACGCAUGGGUUCCCCAGUCCUGCUGUGCGUCCUGCACACGUGAGUUCGAGCGAAUGGGAUGAAGGCUUUACACCCACACCGCCGUCUGUAGCAACAGGACUUGCUGGACGUCAAGAUUCCCAGUCAUCAGAUCAAGGGUUCAUCGUCGGAGAUGCAAUUGUCGCGCCCUUACGGACUACUCCCAAACCCAUACAGGGCACGAAACCCCCUCAUCAGCCUGCUGCGUUGAUGACUGGGACUGGCUCCGCAGAGGGUGGAUGGGAUACGUCGCAACACACACCUACCCAACCGAAGCAUCUUUUUGGGUCACAAACCAGUAAUGAAUCCACCGGCGUGGUAUCCUCCAGCUACGACUAUGCUAUAGAACUGAAAGAGAAGGACGACCUUAUCAACCAAUUACGCGCAGAUAUGGAACGGGAGAAGAAGGAGAAGGAUGAUGUUCUCCAACAGUUACACAUAGAUACAGAGCGGGAAAAGGCCGUACUACAAGCAAAGAUCGAUGAACUUGAAGCUAGCAGCCAGAAAGUCGUGUCUGAGUACGAAGCUAAGAAAGCCCACAGCACGAGCGAGAUGGACGUGUUACGUGCACAGAUUGAGACUAUGAGAAUCACCACAGACCAAGCUAGCGUCAAUUAUGACGCUAUGGUGAAGGAGAAGAACACGGCGAUUGACAUUUUGAAAGAAGAUGUGGAAGGGAAGGACCACAAUAUUGAGGAGCGUGAUAGUUCUGUCACUGAACUAAAGCGCCAACUUGAAGCCGAAAAGGCGAAAGAACCGCCGAAACCCACAGCUGCUGAUCUGAUACCGGACCUUGAUCCGUGGUAUAUUGGCUCGUUAGAGCGAUACAUAGCCAUGCUUCGUAGUGAGGCCGCGGAACCGCAAGUCGAGGAGAAGGUCAAGAUUUUCAAGGCGUUCAUGAAAGUCGAGUCUGCCAUGCGGGCCAUCGUCUCCCUUGAUACCUCAACACAAACAGUUCCAGUGGAUCCAGAGGUACCACACCAACCAGAGCAAGCUGCUCGCUCUCGUGCAACCUCAAACAUCUCCACUAAGAGACAGGAUCUGAACAUCCAGGUACCGCAGGAGGCGGAAUUUGACGACUUCGAAUAUAGUCCUGGCGGUCGACCUAUCUUGGCGCGGCAAACCACGAUUCCGCCUACUGAAAACUACCAGGGUGUUCCAAGAGCGCCUCCUUCGGUGCAAUCAACAACGAUCCUAACUCCGACAAGCUCCAUUGAUGAUGAUACGAACAAGACGCCAGUGCAAUCUCCACCUGAAGAGCAGGUGCAACACCAAUACAAGGCAUAUGUCCCACCUGCUAGCAUGUCAGUUGACCCUGCUCCAUUGAGACACAGACCAACAAUGUCCUUUUCCAAUACGCCAGGAGUAACUUCACCGCCAGGCCGUAGCAACAGUAAGGGGCACGAUGAGAUAUUCUUCGGAGCUCAUCAACCGACUGCUCAGACGCCUGCCUCCCGGCCUUCCAGUAGCGAAGCAGACGUCCCUUUGCCAGCGCCAUUGAAGCUGACACCGCGCCGUCCGAUCUCAACUGCACCAACGAAAGAAAAUCCGAACAGAGUGCUGAAGGAACUAGUAUCCAAAAAGGAGCAAUCCGGCCUUCCAAAUCACCGAGUUCAGGAUAUAAGGGCUAGGCUCGUUGACAUAGGACCCAAAGCCAGCGCCGCCGAAGAAAUUACGAAGACAUGGGAGAAAUCUGCAUCUCUGAGUCGCCGCAAAAAGGACGACGCCCGUCGCAAGCGUCAAGAAGAAAACGAGGAGCACAACGAUGAUCUAUUCAACAACAACGAGAUCUCGUACGCGGAGAUGAAUCAGCUCGAGGAAGAGUUCAAGCAGAAGGAGGGAGAGCUCAAAGCGCAAGAGGACAAAGAGGAAUAUCGUGACUAUGUGGAAACCGUAUUCGACCCCAUCUUCACCGGGCUACAUGGCGAGAUUAAAGCGUUCAUGGACUUGCACGUCGAAGCUAAGCGCCUACUACCAUCUUCCGUCGCUGGACUCAAGAGCAUGGAGGAAACCGAUACUCCAAGCACAAAAGACUGUUUCGAGCUCCUGAAAGACAUCCACGAGCAAGUGGAACAGAGACACGAUGGUGUCGUACAACUCGUUGCAGAGCGCGAUAGACGCUACAAGAAAACGGAGACACAACCUCUGUACGCCGCUGGCAACAUCAGCCAGAUGAAAACCGUGGAGAAACACUACGACAACGCUGAGAAGCAAGCUGUGUUCAAAGCUAAGCGCGAGAAGGCGGAGCGUGUAGGCGAGCUUGUCCGCCUUGUCGGAGACAUGGUUGUCAAUGCAGUCAGCACUGAGCAAAAAGAAAUUGACCACAUCGUUGCAGCUAUCAAGGACCUUGAGGAUGGCAGCGGUGAUCCAGCGGUCCUCGAUGAUGCACGCACCGCUCUUAAGGCUCUGAAGGAAUCGUCCAAGGCGCUCCUCUCCCUUUUCAACGCGCUGGAAAUUGAAUCCAACAACGCCGACAUCGACGCGGAGAUUGCGCAAGUGACAGCCGAUGGUGCAGAUCCAGCGCGCAUACGCGAAUUGGAGGCUGAGAAGAGGGAAGCAGAGAAGGACUUGUUGGAGGAGUUUCAAAGGAGGGUUAGUGUGCUGGAUAGCGAUGAGGCUGAAAUCGGAGAGUUGGUGCAGGGGAAGAUGGGAAAGAGUAGCGAGGACGCAGAGAAGGAAAAUCGAUUACGAAUGGCGCUAGAGGAAGCGAAGAGGCGGAAUGGUCAUGCCUGA
This is a messenger RNA of Alternaria arbusti, 5436 nucleotides long. RefSeq lists its product as uncharacterized. NCBI's taxonomy places the organism in Eukaryota, Fungi, Ascomycota, Dothideomycetes, Pleosporales, Pleosporaceae. The transcript has 5 exons. The record is from RefSeq and is a predicted model, not a curated record. The coding region runs from base 1 to 5436 and encodes 1811 amino acids.